Somion occarium is the source of this 1456-nucleotide messenger RNA. Lineage: Eukaryota; Fungi; Basidiomycota; Agaricomycetes; Polyporales; Cerrenaceae. The record is from the annotation of a GenBank genome assembly.
UCUCACAGGCCUGCAAUGGGGACCGUAAACACCGGUGGGCAAAAGAACGUAGCACUUGGGAAUAAGUACUCAACGUUACGCUAUGUUUCAACCACCACUUCCGAUUCUCUCUUUCUUUCUUUCUUUCUUUCUUUCUUUCUUUCUCUCUUUCUUUCUUUCUUUCUUUCUUUCUUUCUUUCUUUCUUUCUUUCUUUCUUUCUUUCUUUCUUUUAUCAGUAUUGUACUGAAAGCAACCUGUUCUUCCUACAUUGUCACCUCCCCCGCAUCAAUCCCACCUUCAAGCAAACCCGCCUUCGAGCAAUUCACUCGCUUUCCCCGCAAAUGUCUUCACACAUGGCUAUUCCUGCUUUAGUCCAACCUGUUAAGGUGAACUUGUUCUCCAAGAUAGUCGCAAACAUCAAGAACCACGCUCGCACAUCACAUUCGAAGAGACUGUCGAAGCUCCGUCCACUCCGUCUUCCCGCCGAGGUCGCUAAGAAGGAGGCCGCCAAGAAGGCGAAGCUCGAGAAGCCCAACGUGUGGCAGCGCGUGAAGAAGGUCCCUGAGACUAUCAAGGAAAAGCUUUCCAAGAAGAGACCCGUCAAGGUCGAUGAUGUCGCAGAGGUCGAAACGCCUUCGCCCGUCAUCGCCGUCGACGAGGCGCUCAAGCAAUUCCAGGUAUCUUCCUCUCUGUUCAAGGAUGAUGACUAUGAGUACCAAGAUGACGACGAGGACGACGACGAGCCGCUCCUCGAGACAGAGCCUCUGCCUAUCUUGAAUUCCACUGCUGGCUGGGACCUGUCAGCCACUUGGAAGACAAAGAUCACCGAGCACGCUUAUCCGACCAUCGAGACGGUCCAAAUUCCAACGAGCCCGCUUUGCGCAGUGAUCGAGCAAUGGGGCGAAUGGAAUGAGGGCACCGACUCGGAGGUGUCUAGCAUCGAUUCCGAGGAACUCCUUACACCUGAAGGGUCUCCCAUCCUAGGCUGCAAUGAGCUUCCAUGUGUUCCGGUGAAGGCGGGCGUUGUUGAGUGCGAGGACACCCCGUACGGCCAGGAUGUCCCUGAGUCCCGGAUGCCAGCCGCUCGCGUGGUGAGGGAACUGGAGUACCGUCAAGCCUCUCCAACGAUCACUUAUGCGCCUCGUUUCAUGCCUAAGUCCACCACUGUGAACAUCUCCUGGGCAUACGGAUGCAAGUUCAGCGUCGAUGCUGCUCCCCUUGUUCGCAAGUCGACCAAUGUUGUCGAGGUCGGCUGUGAGGCCCUCAAGCGUACCACUCGCGGCACUCGCAAGGGCAAGGAGAAUGCGCCUGGUGGACCAGUCCUCGCGCUCUCUCAGUGAACGUUCUCGGAACCGAUCUCUUUCACCGUCAAUCUUCCCCCUUAGCAUGGACCUUCCUAUUCGUUGUUAUUUCGACUCUUCGUUUCAAUUGCAAGUACUUUCUCGACCUCAAAUUCAAGAAACCCACAACGCCACU